AUGGUAAGAGAAAAAGAUGUCUGUUGGGAAUAUGCAGAGAAAUUAGAUGGGAACAAGGUUAAAUGUAAAUUUUGCCAAAGAGUUUUAAAUGGUGGCAUUAGUAGGUUGAAGCAUCAUUUAUCUCGAUUUCCCAGCAAAGGAGUGAAUCCUUGCAGUAAGGUCCGAGACGACGUUACUGACCGAGUAAGGAAUAUAAUUGCAUCGAAGGAAGAGGUUAAAGAAACAUCCGUUGCGAAGAAGCAAAAAGCACCCGAAGUUAGUCUUUCUGCAACCAAAGCUCUUAUUUCGUUGGAGACAAUGACAUCUCCUAUUGGAAAGAUGUUCCCUUCUAGCAAUCCUAUGACUCCCUCUUCAACAAUCAACCAAGAGAAUGCAGAGAGAAGUAUUGCUCUAUUCUUUUUCGAGAAUAAGAUAGACUUCAGUGUUGCGCGGUCUUCGUCGUAUCAGUUGAUGAUUGACGCCGUUGGAAAAUGUGGUCCUGGGUUUAUAGGCCCGUCAGCUGAAAUUCUGAAAACAGCGUGGUUGGAGAGGAUAAAAACAGAAGUUGGGUUACAAUCGAAGGAUGUCGAGAAAGAGUGGGCUAGUACUGGUUGUACCAUUAUUGCAGACACGUGGACUGAUUAUAAAUCGAAGGCCAUUAUUAAUUUCUUAGUCUCGUCACCGUCCAGGAUUUUUUUUCACAAAUCAGUGGACGCGUCUGCAUAUUUUAAGAACACGAAAUGGCUUGCUGAUCUUUUUGAUUCUGUAAUUCAGGAGUUUGGUCCAGAAAAUGUUGUGCAAAUUAUUAUGGAUAGCAGCUUUAACUACACCGGCAUUGGUAAUCAUAUAGUGCAGAACUACGGAACGAUAUUUGUGUCUCCGUGUGCCUCUCAAUGUUUGAAUCUAAUAUUGGAGGAUUUCACCAAGGUUGAUUGGAUUAGUAGAUGCAUUUUACAAGCACAAACUAUAUCAAAGUUAAUAUAUAAUAGUGCAUCAUUGCUUGAUCUUAUGAAGAAGUAUAAUGGAGGUCAGGAACUUAUCAGGACUGGGGCAACAAAAUCUGUAUCCACAUUCCUGUCUUUGCAGUCUAUGUUGAAGCUAAGAACAAGAUUGAAGCAUAUGUUUCACAGCCCCGAAUAUGCAUCAAACACUUCCUAUGUAAAUAAACCCCAGACUCUUUCCUGUAUUGCAAUUGCUGAAGAUGGUGAUUUCUGGAGGACAGUGGAAGAGUGUGUGGCUAUCUCUGAGCCGUUUUUGAAGGUGUUAAGAGAAGUAUGCGAAGGGAAACCAACGGUAGGUUCGAUAUACGAACUAAUGACUAGGGCCAAAGAAUCCAUCCGGACAUACUACAUAAUGGAUGAGAACAAAUGCAAGACAUUCUUAGAUAUAGUCGAUAAAAAAUGGAGGGAACAACUUCAUUCCCCUCUACAUGCAGCUGCAGCUUUUUUAAACCCCAGUAUUCAGUACAAUCCUGAAAUUAAAUUUCUCUCUUCUAUUAAAGAAGACUUCUACAAUGUUCUGGAGAAGUUGCUUCCUGUGCCAGAUAUGAGGCGCGACAUCACCAAUCAAAUAUAUACGUUUACGAAAGCACACGGAAUGUUUGGUUGUAGCAUCGCAAAGGAAGCUAGAAACACAGUUGCACCAUGGCUUUGGUGGGAACAGUAUGGUGAUUCUGCUCCAGGGCUGCAACGAGUCGCCAUUAGAAUAUUAAGUCAAGUUUCUAGCACUUUCUCCCUUCAUAGGCAGUGGAGUACCUUUCGGCAAAUUCACUCCGAGAAGAAGAAUAAGAUUGAUCGAGAAACGCUGAAUGACCUUGUUUAUAUAAACUACAAUCUCAAGUUGAAUAGGCAGAUGAAUGGAAAGUCUUUGGAAGUUGAUAUGCUUCAAUUUGAUGAUAUUGACAUGACUUCUGAAUGGGUGGAGGAAAAUGAAACUGCAAGUCCAACUCAGUGGCUAGAUCGUUUUGGUACAGCCUUGGAUGGCAAUGAUUUGAACACGAGACAGUUUGGUAGUUCUAUAUUUGGCGCAAAUGACCCAAUAUUUGGAUUGUAA
Lathyrus sativus (Indian pea) is the source of this 2031-nucleotide messenger RNA. NCBI's taxonomy places the organism in Eukaryota, Viridiplantae, Streptophyta, Magnoliopsida, Fabales, Fabaceae. The record is from the annotation of a GenBank genome assembly.